Messenger RNA from Perca fluviatilis (European perch), 1335 nucleotides. RefSeq names its product ATG10 autophagy related 10 homolog (S. cerevisiae) (gene atg10). The record is from RefSeq and is a predicted model, not a curated record. Gene Ontology annotation, biological process: protein lipidation; protein modification by small protein conjugation; macroautophagy. Gene Ontology annotation, cellular component: intracellular anatomical structure. Gene Ontology annotation, molecular function: Atg12 transferase activity. NCBI's taxonomy places the organism in Eukaryota, Metazoa, Chordata, Actinopteri, Perciformes, Percidae. The transcript is spliced from 7 exons.
UAUGAAACAAUAAAUAAAGUACAAUUAAAAUCACAAGUUGGCCAAAUAGAUUAAAAAAAAACAGAGUCCCAAGAGGUCAUCCAAAGGCAUGUUCAAAAAAGUAGAUCAGUGAAGUCACAGUGUUCACCACUCCUUGGUUUGCAAUAGCCUACUACUGCUAAUGUAUAACUAGUUAGUUACACUACUGCUACCUUGAUGCCUGUGAUCUCAGCAGGGGAACAGUAGCUCGGAUCCAGUGAUAGGACAAUAUCAACACAGAGCGGCUGUCCUCCUGAUGGGUCUGCCUAUCAUGUCUCCACCAUGUUGCGUUGCAGAGAUGAGCGGGUGUGCGCUGGAUGAGGAGAACUUCCGGCGCUGCUGUCGGCUCCUCCUGCAGCAGUCGGAGCAGCUGAGGGACGGCUGGAGCUGGGAAGCCGUGCAGGGCUCAGAGGAGGGCUACCUUAAGAAGACUGCUCUCAGAUCAGUCGUGGUCGACUCGAGCCCAGCGUGGGACCACGAAGGAUCGGCUUCAGACUCGGAGCCACACACUUCCUGUCGCUCCUGGCCUGAUCAGCAGGGACAGGAAGAGAAACAGGCUGGUAUUGUUCUUUCAGUUGAUGCCGACAGCAUCAAAGGUGCCAUAGAGGAUGAGGAAGAUGGUGAGGAAGAUGAAGAGUGUGCAGUAUGGGUGAAGACGAUGUCGCUGUCUGCACAGGCUGCAGUAUAGAUCCUUCAGUCCUGCUGCUACAGUACUCACUUGAUAUUUUUGCUGCAUCUUCUUCCUUAAUGUAUCACCAUGUCAGACGGGAGGAGCCUGUCAUUAGAGGAGGUGUGGAGCUCUGUUCAUCCAAACUUCAGGCUUCGACUUCAGAACAGUCCUCUGAAUACAAUCACUCUGCAGGAACAUCCCCUGCUGGGUCAGCCUUUCUUCAUGCUCCACCCCUGUAGAACGGAGGAGUUCAUGAGGCCCGUGCUGCAGGCGGCUCAGGACCAACACAGGUCAGUGAACUACGUGUUGUCGUGGCUGAGUGUUGUGGGUCCUGUGGUGGGUCUGGACGUCCCUCUGAAGUACGCCACCCAGCUCCAUCCUGCAGCGUCACUCAGCAGCACAGAGCCAGACUGAGGCUGCACCUGCUCUGCGUCAACGCUCUCUGUCAGCUUGUCUGUAGGGAGGCUGGAUUAUCAGCCCGGUAGUCUCGCAUUGCCAGACCUGCUGUAUCUCCACAGGUCUGUCGGGUAAGGUCUGGCUACACUACAGAUACGUUCUGGGAUAGGACAAAAAAAAAAGCUCUGGUGUGGCCAGGUUGGCUCAGUUGGUAGAGCAGGCGCACAUAUACAGAGGUUUACUCCUAGACG